AUGGCUGGAUUCCAGAUUCCCGAGAAACGCGAACAGCUCAUUGUCAUGGCGAAGCUCGCCGAGCAGUGCGAGCGCUACGAUGAGAUCCUCGUCUGCAUGAAGCGCGUGGUGAAGUUGAGCCCGACCCUCUCGUCGGAGGAGCGCAACCUCCUCUCUGUGGCGUACAAGAACGUCAUUGGAGCACGCCGCGCGUGCUGGCGCAGCAUCACCGCGCUCGAGCAGAAGGAGGACCUCAAGAAGGAGAAGAACGUUACCCUCAUCAAGGGCUUCAAGAAGCAGAUCGAGAAGGAGCUGAGCGACAUCUGCUCCGACAUCCUGGAGCUUAUCGAGAAGUUCCUCCUCCCCAACGCGGACACCGACGAGACGCGGGUGUACUACCUUAAGAUGAAGGGCGAUUACCACCGCUACUACGCCGAGAUCGAGACGAAUACAGAGGAUCAGAAAAACAAGGCGCUGGAGGCCUAUACGCAGGCGCUGCAGUACAACUCCUCGCUGAAGCCGACGAGCCCGAUCCGUCUUGGGCUCGCGCUGAACUUCUCCGUCUUCUACUACGAGAUCCUCAAGAGCCCGGAUCGCGGCUGCCAGCUCGCACGCCAAGCCUUCGAGGAGGCGCUCAGCGACCCCGACGUGCUCGACGAGGAGCAGCACAAGGAGGCCGCGCUCAUCAUGCAGCUGCUGCGUGACAACCUCGCGCUGUGGACGGAGGACGCCCACCCCGAGGGGCAGGACGACGGCACCGCGAUGGAGGAGCUGGAGUGA
Molecule: messenger RNA, 759 nt
Organism: Trypanosoma grayi
Lineage: Eukaryota; Euglenozoa; Kinetoplastea; Trypanosomatida; Trypanosomatidae
Product: 14-3-3 protein
Exons: 1
Coding region: 1-759 (252 amino acids)
Biological process (GO): signal transduction
Cellular component (GO): cytoplasm
Source: RefSeq, a predicted model, not a curated record